Messenger RNA from Medioppia subpectinata, 645 nucleotides. The record is from the annotation of a GenBank genome assembly. Lineage: Eukaryota; Metazoa; Arthropoda; Arachnida; Sarcoptiformes; Oppiidae.
AGUGAAUACUGUGUUCACUGUAGUGAACACUUGUGUACUGAUAACAACCGGUGUACACCGUAUUUCCCACACGACGGCCAAUAUAUCGAUACAUCAAAGAGAGUGAUAGAGAUAUACACAACCAUGCAUUUACACCCCACCACAUGGCCGGGCCGUUCACUGCCAAUACUACUGCUGGCCAUCGGGUGGUGGCUGUGCUGUUGGUGUCUGCAUCCCAGCGCCGGUAUGACAGUAACAAUGAGCCCAACCAAUCAGAAAGUGUUUGACAACUCCAACAUCACCUUGGUGUGCAUAGCAUCGGCCAACAAUCAUACCGGUAACCUGUCGCUAAGCGCCAGGGCUCGCAUGUUCUUGGUACUAUUGACCAUACCCAGGGGUGGCCAGGCUCACCAGGUACAGGGUGUGCUGCAUUGCGACGCCCGGCGUACCCGGUGCGAGAGCGAGUUCAAUUUGGCCGUAGACUGUAUUAGCGAUCGGAUUAAUAUAUCCAAACCGAUGGACACACUGGAGACAGCGUGUCAGUUAAAUGACGAGACUAUUUGCUCCAAUGAUUGGCUUCAAAAGCACCGCGAUGAUUGUGUGACACUCGGUAAAUUGACCGUUAUUAAAGGAUUACGAGGGUUUGAAUCCAUAGAGCAAAACGUC